AUAACGUGACUGAGGGGUUAUUAAACGGUUUAAUGAUGUAAGGUAGUUUUAAUAUCAUAAUUGACAUGUCGUUAAUAUCAAAAUUAUCAUGUCAUUUUUAAUAUCAAAAUUAACAUCCCAUACAUCUACUAACGGUUAUAGAUACCAUUUGGGCUGUAUUUUGAUACUGUUUAGACCGCAGGAUUUGAGAUAUCAAGUGGUAUGUAGCGGACAAAAAAGGCCACCAAUAGUACAUACACCCACCUAAAAUGGCCUCGCCAUCUAACUCACCCAAUAAACGUAUAGUAAA
Messenger RNA from Babjeviella inositovora NRRL Y-12698, 289 nucleotides. RefSeq lists its product as uncharacterized. The transcript has a single exon. The coding region runs from base 89 to 247 and encodes 52 amino acids. The record is from RefSeq and is a predicted model, not a curated record. NCBI's taxonomy places the organism in Eukaryota, Fungi, Ascomycota, Pichiomycetes, Serinales.